CAAACGACGUCGGAGUAUCUGGCAAAUCCAACAACUCCAUACAAGCGAAAGCAACCCAUUCCCCUAAAAACCUACACCUCCUCCGCCGAUCCCCCGCCGCCGGGUCGACUUGCACCACCGCCAGUGAGUAACUGUCAUAUACAUGGAGAAUGAGAACACGAAGAAGGAGAAAUACGAGAGCUACGUGGUUGUGCACAACAUAGCGAAGAGGCACAACGUGGGAACACUCGCCCGCAGCGCCACCGCGUUCGGUGUGUCGGAGCUAAUAUUGGUGGGGCGGCGCGACUUCAACUCCUUUGGCAGCCACGGCUCCACCUCACACCUCCGGUUCCGGCACUUCCACUCUCUGGCAUUUGCCCGUUCCUUCCUCAAGGAGAGGGAUUGUGAUAUAUGUGGAGUGGAGAUCAAGGAUAAUGCUAUGGCUAUAAACCAGCAUCCUUUCAGGAAGAGUACCGCCUUUCUUCUCGGCAAUGAGGGAACAGGGCUUUCUGCUAAGGAGUGUGAGAUAUGUGACUUUUUUGUUUACAUUCCACAAUAUGGCGGUGGCACUGCUUCUUUGAAUGUUACUGUAGCUGCUUCCAUUGUCCUACAUCAUUUUGGAGUUUGGGCAGGAUUCUCUGAGAGAACCCGUGAAGGCAACAAGUUUCAAGUGGCUGAAAAACCAGCUAACCAGAUGAGGAGAAGUCUCUGCACAGAAUCAGCAGAAUCGAUCGCGGAGGAGCGAAGACUAAAAAAGGAAAAUGCUGCAAAUGGUUUUUUUGAUGAGAAUGGAAAAGACGAAGCUCCUUCCAACCUUCUUGAUGCAUUGUUUGAUUCAUAGUCGUGGGAAAUCAGAAACCUACUUAACUUCAUUACCAAUCUCAAACUUUUUCCAACAAAUCAUGCACAUGGAUGGAAGCAUAAAAAGUACACAGCCGUUGACCUGGAGCUUCUGGCUAUUAUCAUACAGGAGCUUCAAUAUUGGCUGCUAAUCUUGGGCAAUGCCGAAUAUGAAUCAAAUUGGUGUAUCACAUAUGUUGUCUCUGGCAUUUGCUUGACAAUCAUUAGACUUUCCAAGUUUGUAAGAGGCACAUAUGAGUGUAACCUUAUUCAGGAUUGGUGUUUCUGAGGACCAUAUUGUAUUAUGUAAUGCUAAAUUCUGGACUCGGACAUGCUACACAUGUUUCUAUCAGUAGUAAAAACGAGUGUAUUUUUGAGUAGUUAUAAUACGAAAUUGUUUGGUAUUGAACGUGUCACUGUAGUAGAGCAAGUGUAUACAGUAUUUCCUUUGUUAGUUUAUGCAUCAAGAUAAGCUUGAUUG
This is a messenger RNA of Sesamum indicum (sesame), 1300 nucleotides long. RefSeq names its product tRNA/rRNA methyltransferase (SpoU) family protein. Lineage: Eukaryota; Viridiplantae; Streptophyta; Magnoliopsida; Lamiales; Pedaliaceae. Gene Ontology annotation, molecular function: RNA binding; RNA methyltransferase activity. Gene Ontology annotation, biological process: RNA processing. The record is from RefSeq and is a predicted model, not a curated record.